AUGGACUUUGUGCCACGACCCAACAGGUCAAAGCCAGACCCGGUGAACGUUCCUCUUCUAGACGCUGAUGGGGAAGCUGAUAGUCCCUCGUCGGCCAUCGAAAUUGCCUUUUAUAUUGAGUCUCGGUUUUUCUUUGGGCUAUUGGCCAAAUAUUUGGAGGUGGAACCCCGACUCGAGGAUUAUGUAAAAGAAGUUGACGGCCAUUUUGGUCGCUUCAUCUGCCUCGAUAAGCUCGCUAACAGCUUCUAUGGUGAAGGCGAACGAUAUUUUCUGUAUGAGGGCAAUCUCAGCCUCAAAAGUCUUAAGAUGCACCAGGCUUCAGACUAG
Molecule: messenger RNA, 327 nt
Organism: Penicillium odoratum
Lineage: Eukaryota; Fungi; Ascomycota; Eurotiomycetes; Eurotiales; Aspergillaceae
Exons: 2
Coding region: 1-327 (108 amino acids)
Source: RefSeq, a predicted model, not a curated record